AUGUUAUAUCUGCCCACCCAAAUACCGUGGGACAACAAAGUGGUGAUAACCCACAUUCUCUUAGCCACCCUCUACCUCAUUGUGAGACACUGCAAACAGACAAGACCUCCAACUAUUAAAGACAUAAUAGCCACAGUGGAGAAAAGCAAAAAAUAUGAAAUGAUGCUCACAUGGAUGGGGUGGGACCAGUUUAUGGAGAGGCUUGGAGAUAGUGGUGAUAUAAAAGCUGGUAAGGGGAGUGCCACUAUGCUUACAAAGGCGGGUGCGGCCAGACAGGAUUGGAGAGAAAGCAGCAUGUAGGGUCGCAAACACCCAUACCCAUACCCACAUGAGCUGUAAGCCAUAAUUAUCGCACUUAUGACAAAUCACGGCUUGAACUAUCUUGCUUUGCAUGUAAUGCGUCUAUCUCAUAUAUUAGUUUCCCCUUUUACGUUGCAUUACUGAAAUAAAUGAACUUUUGCACGAUAUUCUGAUUUUUCGAGUUUCACCUGCAUGUGUUGUAAUCAAAAUUAUUCAACCCCUAUUGAAAAUCAAAUUUCUUGUCAAAGUUUACAGACUUUGAGCUGUGUACAAUGAAAAAAAUCAAACAAAAGCAAUUGACAUAGCUCAACACAAUGAAUGCUUCAAUUGGUUGAUCCAAAUUUAACUGAAAAUGCAACUUAUAAGGACUUUCACAGUCUCUAAAUUAUUCAACUCCCUGAGUAGAAUCCCUCACAACAACACAAAUAUGCAAAACAGGUGUUGUCUCAAGCACACCUGAUGCAACUAAUCAAGGGCUUCAUUAGUUGGACCAGGUGUGCUUGAGCUGGAACACUUUAGACUGGCUAGGGGUUUGCUGAGUGUGACGUUUGAUUGUAUGUUAGAAAUAUGGGGAAGUCAAAAGAAUGAUCCACAAAGAUAAGAGAAGAGAUAAUCUCCCUUCACAAACUUGAAUUCAUAGUGUUGAGCUAUUUCAAUUGAUUUUGUUUGAUUUGUUCAUUGCAAAGAGUUGAAAGUCUGUGAAUUUUGACAAUAAACUUGAUUUUAAAUGGGGCUUGAAUAACUUUGAUUACAACUGUACAUGCUCACACAUACCCUCACAUGUGAUACACACUUACACAAAGAGCCACACUAACACAAAUUCAGGCACACUAGUACAUAUAAACAUGCUAACACACUCAAGAAUACGUACCCGUAUACAAUGUUCUUGUGCUCCUUGGUUCUUAUCACUUUUCCUCUCUGUGUUCCUUAGUUGCCCUCUUUAUAACUCUUACUAUGUCUUCUUAAUCUUCUUUCCCCUUGACUGUUCCCUGGCUCACUGCAUGGUAUGAUUUCCUUCUCCUGCAGCACUUGGCAAGCAAGAGGUUCAUGAACUGCUUCCUCCAAUCGGUAAGUCUAUGCAGCUCCUCACUGUCCAGUCUUUAUUCCGCUGCAGAGUACCAAUAGACAGUUCAGCUCAUUGUCCACUUGAUGGCUUAAUAUGCCUGCACAAUAUUACAAGAAUUGAUUGAUAAAGACACACGCUGUGCCAAAAUGUUGCUUGCCUAUUUGGAUGGCUGAAUAAACCAAUAUUACAUUGUGAUAACCAAAUGCUAGAGUCUUAUUCUUUAUUUUCAUAUAUUUCUUAAUCCCUAAUACUCAAUCUUUGUCUUCCUUACCUCUGCUUGUUACAUUCCAGCCCAGUUUUCUGCAUCAAUGCAUCUACUCUCUGUGCCUCCCCUACCUAUUUCCCCACCACAAAGUUUUUCUGGAAUUGCAUACCCAUUUGGGCAAUGCUCUAUCUUGUCCUCCUUUUAUUUUCCCUUUUUCUUAGUAUCAAAAUCUCUGCCACUUCCCACUAUUACCUCAUAUCUCAUCCGGACUUUGUCUCCUUCUCGUGCUCUGCCUCUCACUAAAUUUUUAUGAGAAACCGCUCUCUCCUGGUGCUCUUCCUUCCUCUCCCAGCACUCUUUCAGUGUUUCUUUCUCUGACUCUGCCUCUUCUCCCCAAUCCCUCUUUGUUUGUGUUCCCCAAGGGUCUGUCCUCGGUCCCCUAUUGUUCUGAAUCUAUACUGCCUCCCUUGGUAAACUCAUUAGCUCCUUCAGCUUCCAAUAUGAUUUCUAUGCAGAUGACACACAAAUCUACUUGUCCUCCUCUGAUUUCUCACCACCCCUCUUGACUCGUGUCUCUGAUUGCCUCUCUGCUAUUUCCAAAUGAAUGGCUGCUCAUUUUCUUUAAUUGGAUUCAGUUGACCCUAACAAUAAAAAAGCAUAAAACAAGGGAUCCUGUUUUGUCACGUACCUUACCCACCUCAAAGGAGAUCAGAACAAAUGUGAAGGCUUCCUGAGAGAUUUUGCUGACAAUUUCAAUUUCCAAAGCAUUACAGCUAAUGAAGUUCUGUUGUUUGUCUUUGAAUGACUUUUCUGACCAAAAAUCACAAGGAGUGGAUACAAAUGCAGUUUGAAAUUUGAUUGUUUGUUAAAUACCUCUGAUUGGUCACCUUUUCUUCUCAAUGUGUCCCCUGGUGAUGUCCUUAUAAGACUAGCAGAUGGACUUGCACUAUGGUUCCCCACUUACUUGGACAUGGAUGCUAUUAGCCCACUUACUUGGACAUGGAUGCUAUCCACUUCUUGGAUAAAAAUUAGGAGAAAUCACCUUUGUCUCCUGGUAACAUGGUAGAGUUGGGACGGCAAUAUCCUAGUGCUGAGCUGUGACUGCAUUGGUGUCAGAUUGUUUUGAAGAAUAACUGCCAAUCCCAGUUCUAUAAUGUCAGGGAAUUACUUCACAGUCAUGGCAAGUAUAAGUAUAGGCUACCAUUAUAUUGUGCUAUGCACAAAGAUUCAGAGUAUGCACAGACUCUAUUCACAUUAGUGUUCAAUCAGACAUCUAAACAGCUUUAUUAUAAUGUAGAGAAUAUGUGAAGAAAAUUCUGGGUGUAUAGAAUGUUAUCAGGCAAAAAUAACACAUUAGAAAAUAUACAUAAAAUCUGAUACCCUAGGAGCCAACAUUAUAUUUUGCAUUCGCUUGCCUGUUUCUCGCAUUUUUAUUUUUAAUGUUUUAUAAUGAUAUUGAUUUUCAGAUUUUCACAUAGCAAGCUAUUGUACAACUUCUGACAAAUGUACCGGGUGCCUAGUGUAACGGAGUUCCCUGUAUCCCAGCUGGGUAGCUCGGCCAAGACUGCUUCCUAGCUGGAACUCAGUGAUUCUGCCCCAGUUGCUGUGGCUUGACUGGGGUCCUCCUGGAGCCUCUCCCUCCGGCAGGGCUGCCAUCAGACAUUUUGGGGCCCCUGACACAGCCCACGGUCUGGGCCCCCCGGGGCCCGCCCCCCAAGUCAGUCCACAUGACCUGCCCCAAGUCCGCCCACAUGACCCGCCCCCAAAUCCACCCACAGGGCCCAUCUUAAGUCCACCCACAAGGAUGAAGUGUGUGUGUACUGAAUUUGUUUGUGUGUGUGUAUAGUGGCUAUAGAAUGUGUGUAGUGGAUACAAAGUGCGUGAGCAAAGUGGAUACGCUGUUUAUAGGCCAUUCAGAUUGUAUGUUUGUGUAGUGGACAGAGUGUGUGUGUAUAGUGGAUGUAUUGUGUGUAUAGUGAAUGCAGAGUUUGUGUACUGGAUGUAGUAUGUGAAUAAUGAAUGCAGAUUGCGUGUUUGUGUAGUGGAUGUAGUGUUUGUGUGUAUAGUAAAUGCAGAGUGUUUGUUUGUGUAGUAGAUGUAGUGUGUGUAUAGUGAAUGCAGAAUGUGUGUUUGUGUAGUGGAUGCUGUGUGUGUGUGUAGUGGAUGAUGUGUGUAGUGGAUGCAGUUUGUGUGUUUGUGUAGUGGAUGCUGUGUGUAUGUGUGUGUGUAGUGAAUGAUGUGGGUGUGAUUGUGUAGUGGAUGCAGUUUGUGUGUUUAUGUGGUGGAUGAUGUGUAUGGUUGCGUAGUGGAUGAUGUGUGUGAUUGUGUAGUGGAUGAUGUGUAUGGUUGUGUAAUGGAUGCAUGUUUGAUUUAUGUGUGUGGUGGAUGUGUGACAAAUGCUGCUGGGAGGUAUUUUUUUGAUGUUGAAUUUUUAGAAUUAAAAAAUAAAAAACGUAUUCCCCCCUCCCUGCCUCUUACCUGUAGCCAGGGAGGGGGGACACUGGAUUCCCUGGUGGUCCAGUGUCUCCGCUUGUUGGGCCAGCAAGGAGGAGCCCAGCAGACUCCCUCCACGUUCUCCCUCCUGCCAGCCAGUGCUCUAUUUCUGACGCGAGUCCAGCAUGCAUUGCGUGCCGUGGAGCGUUGUCAUGACAGCCGUGGCUCGCAAGAGUGCUGAAGGGGAAGGUAAAUAUACCCUGGGCCCACAGAGGCAUAUAUACAUAGCAGUACUCGCUAUAUAUAUAUGCAGAUUGAAGGGCUGGGGGCCCGGGUAUGCAGAGGAUUACCUGUGCAGACUGGGCCCCCCAAUGAGCCAAACUCUGUCUUUUAUGCACAUACCCCAGCAGAGGUUCUCCAUUGUAUUCAGCACAAGCCUCUCCCAGGAACCUCUGGGCCUGGGAGAUAAUCGCGUUAAAGACAGGUAAGCUAAUUAUCACCCAGGAACAGAGAGGCAAACACAAAAAUUUAAAACAUAAAAAUACCCCAAAACAUCAUAAAAAUCUAUAAUAACCUCACAUAAUACAUCCCCAAAUAGCCCUGACCUGAGAGCUCAAGUUCUCCAAAUACCGCUCAGAUCCAUGCAGUGUAGUGGAAACGCCACCGUGCUAAAGUUCUGACCGGCCGCACACGUGGUCCUAUGCCCAAAAUAGUUCCAGGGUGUUUUGUGCUUUUGGUAGCUCCUGCGUCCGCAAUAUGGGGUACUCCACCUGGCUCUCAGGGAGCAUUUGUUCCCCUUAGUCUCAGGCACCUUCCCUCCAAAAAAUGCUCUCCUGCUGAUUUUCAGUGGUUCAACACCCAGGACCAAGUUGUUUCGGAACCACAUGGUCACCUCAUGCGAAAAACAGUUCCAUAACAUUUGCAACUAAGGGUUUGGUUCAUGAGAACGGACUGCCAGGGAGCUCGCAUUCGGUUCCAUUCGAAUGAAGGGAAAGUGCCGAACCAGUGGCAGCAAGGGAAAGCUGUUAAUGGCAGCUGGGCAGGGUAACUCCAAAAUUGUGUCUCAGACCUGAACCAUAGUAGAUGAGCAGGAGGCCAGCUCCCACACUCCUCCAGGAGUUUGUGGCAAACGUACGUGAGAAGGAGCCUUUGUCACACCUAGUACUCCUAAAUAAAAGGGUUGCUCCAAAUAAAGGGAACUUUUUUGGGAUGAAGUGUCCCUUGCUGGCACAGUCUCUGUCUCAUCUACCCAUGUUUACACCUCUUGCAGCAAUGUGCUAUCAUACAUCUCUGCAUGUCAAACGGAAACACUGUACAUACUGACACAGGGGCAUCAUGGCCACUUCACAUGGUCAUGUGUCAAGAUAACUAUAAGGGGAACCACACACACACACACACAGACUCUAAAAUACAACAGUGGUAUAGAUGCCAUGUUACCGGUUCUUAGAGUAGCUGGGCUCAGGGCCGGCGCGUCCAUAAGGCGGCACAGGCGGCCAUCUUAGGGCGCACGGGCACUGGGGGCGCAAUAUUUCAGUGACCGGCAGGAGGGAAGCUCUCCCUCCUGCCCGGCCACCAUCUCGACCCCCGGUGCAGCGCGCGGCAGUGCUGUGAUCAGGCGCGGCGAGGGAGCUCUAAUCUCCACCCUCUGCUCCCUCGCGCGCUGCCUACUGAUGCCGCGGGAGCCGGAAUAUGACGUCAUCAGUAGGCAGCCCGCGAGGGAGCAGAGGAUGGAGAUUAGAGCUCCCUCGCGCGCCUGAUCACAGCACUGCCGCGCGCCUCUCAGCAGCCCCAGCCUUCAGGGACCGAUCCAGCAUCCACACCAGCUCUCCAGGUAGGGAGGCUGUGUGGAAAAUGUUUAUUUAUAAAAUUAUUAGUGAAUGUAUGUGAUGUGUGUCUGUGUGUGUGUGUGUCUGUGAGUGACAGUGUGUGUGUCUGUGAGUGACAGUGUGUGUGUCUGUGUGUGUGUGUCUGUGAGUGACAGCGUGUGUGUGUCUGUGAGUGACUGAGCGUGUGUCUGUGUGUGUCUGUGAGUGACAGUGUGUGUGUCCAUGAAUGACUGUGUGCGUCUCUGUGUGUGUCUGUGAGUGACAGCGUGUGUGUCUGUGAGUGACAGUGUGUGUGUGUGAUUGUAUGAGUGUGUGUGCAUGUGUGUGUCUGAGUGACUGAGCGUGUGUCUGUGAGUGACAGUGUGUGUGUCUUUGAGUGACUGUGUGUGUCUGUAUGUGUGUCUGUUACUGACAGCGUGUGUGUCUGUGAGUGACAGUGUGUGUGUCUGUGAGUGACUGUGCGUCUGCGUGUGUGUCUGUGAGUGACAGCAUGUGUGUGUGUGUGUGUGUGUGUGAGUGAGUGCGUGUGUCUGUGAGUGCAUGUGUGUGUCUGAGUGACUGAGCGUGUGUCUGUGUGUGAGUGACAGUGUGUGUGUCCAUGAGUGACUGUGUGCGCCUGUGUGUGUGUCUGUGAGUGACAGCGUGUGUGUCUGUGAGUGACAGUGUGUGUGUCUGUGAGUGACAGAGUGUGUGUGUGAUUGUAUGAGUGUGUGUUCAUGUGUGUGUCUGAGUGACUGAGCGUGUGUCUGUGAGUGACUGUGUGUGUGUCUGAGUGACUGAGUGUGUGUGUGAGUGAUUGUAUGAGUGUGUGUGUCUGAGUGACUGAGCGUGUGUCUGUGAGUGACAGUGUGUGUGUGUGUGUGUGUGUCUGUGAGUGACUGUGUGCUUCGGUGUGUGGCUGUGAGUGACAGUGUGUGUUUGUGAGUGAGUGACUGUCUGUGUGUCUGUGAGUGAUUGUAUGAGUGUGUGUGCAUGUGAGUGUAUGAGUGUGUCUGUCAGUGUAUGAUGAGUGUGUUUGUCAGUGUAUGAGUGUGUGUCUGUCAAAUCAGUGAGAGUAUGUUUGUCAUUGAGUCUGUGUGUGACUAAUAGUGUGUCUGUCAAUGAGUGUCAAUCAGUGUGGGUCUGUCAGUGUCAAUGAAUGAGUGUGUGUCAGAUCAAUGAGUCUGUGUCUGUCAGUGACGUCUUUGUGUUUGUCAUUGAGUGUGUGACUGUCAGUGUGUACAGAGUGUAGUGGAGCAGAGCGCGGUACAGGAGCUUCUGUUUCCUGUACCUGGCCAGACUGACAGGAGGGGCUCACAGAGAGAGCACUCCCUGUCAGUCCGUCCGGGUACAGAAAACUGAAGCUCCUUUAGGGGAUCUGCUCCGCUCGGCAAUGCAACAAUAGAGGUAGGAGGCACACACCAGGAAGCGUGACCACUAAAGGGGUGGGGGGUGCACCAAGGGACAGGGAGGGAAUGGGAGAGAAACACCAAGAGACAGGGAAAAAAGGGGGGAGGGGGAAAGGGGGGAGGGGAGAAUAACACUAAGGGACAGGGAACGGAAGGGACCACUAAUGGUCGGGGAGGGGAGAGGGGCUGGUUAAGAGGCACAUAGGUGAAGAUUUUAGGGGGGGAGGCGGGAGGGGGGAGGGCGGAAAAAUGCAUCUUCGCCUAUGUACCUAAAAAUCCAAGCACCGGCCCUGGCUGGGCUUUAUGUAUCGAAUAGUCAAGGAAAGAUCCAAGGGCAAGGGAAAGAGACAUCAGGUAAAUGUAAGACAAGCCAAAAUACAGGAACACGAAGAGCAGAAUAAAUGAGUAACAUGCCAAGGUCAAUAACAGGAAUACUUCAGAAUACAAUACACACUAUUGGGCUAAACAAAUAGGCCCAUGCCUACAAGUAAAUGGCAGUAGAAUGGCUGUAGUCAGUGAGUGCUGAAAGACCCAAUUCAUUUUUUUUUAACAAUUUGUUCGGUGCUGCCAAGUUAUCACUAGGUGUCGCACCAUCAGAUUCCGGCAUCAAUGAUCAUAAAGAGAAGCGCGCAGGCAGCAUGCAGCAUCUCUCAUGCUACCGAAGCAGUGAGCGGGUGCCUCAGAACAGGUAAGUAUUACAUCAUGGUGCUUGGAGUAACCCUUUUAAGUAAAUUAUCUUUUCAGUUUCACUUUCUGCAAACUGUAUAAUUGUAAUUUGCCCAUUAUCGUUCCUGUUUCUGAAAGUACUGUCAUUUCAUUAAUGGAAAAAAUGGACUAAAACUCCUGAGUAGAGGAGUCCACACACAUUCUGCAGACUGUGGAUAUAGAACCAGUUAAAUAAACAUGUAUUGUAUUAUGUAAAUGUGUUAAAAAAAAAUUAGAUUUCUUAUACCAGGAGGGCAUAUUAUUGAACUGAUAAUUAAUAACGGCAACUUGAAAGCCCAUUACAAUUCUGCAUCUUUUGGAGAACAUUUAAUGAAGACUGGUGGUGGACCCCUUGGGCGUCUUCUUUUCAAACUUGCCAAGUAAGCCCUGCUUUAUAAUCAUUGUACUUAUCUUUCACAGAGUUGGUAGUAUGUGUGUGCAGGUUAACCCUUCACACACUGUCCUUGACUCAUACAUUAGAGAUUCCAUUAUUGCAUCAAUCAGAGACACAUUUUUUAAAUGCAUAAAUCUUGGGAACACCGUAGUGUCAGGAACAUAAACAUGUAUUCCUGACACUAUAGUGUUUAACUGUUUUGGUGACGGCCCUCCUUAGAUUGCUUAGGAAAGGUAUUUUUUAUUAUUCUUUAUUUUUGGCAUGCAUGAGAGUUACAGGCAGUCUCGCUAUGCCCCAACAGCCUAGACAAGGUGAGUAAUAACAUAAAGCAUAACAAUGUAGGCAUACAUGAAUAACUGCACACAUUUUUUGGGGAAAUCAAGAGUGGUGCAAGCUAAAUACAUGAAUAUAGUAUAAUUAAGACAAUAAUGUGGGACUAUGGAGUAUUAGUAGGACAUUCGUUGGGGUAAAACAAGCUAUGUCAGAACGUUGCAUAAAUACCAAUGGCCCCGCUUAUUAGGUAUGUCAGUGGAGAGAAAUCAAAAGUAUUGGAAACAUAUGUCAGACCAACUGACUGCAUAAGGGGUCGUAAUAAAAGAACACAGGCUUAUAAAUUAAGAGACAUACUAUUUGGUGAGAUUAUUAGCUUGGUUAAGGUAUUACUUGACAUAGUUCAAGGUUGCUUGUUGAAGAGUUAUAUCCUAUACUAUUACUAGAGAGAGUAAGCAGAGUCUAGUGUUAAGAGAGAGAAAGUAGAAGAUAGUGCCUCAGGUUCAUAAUAAUGCACAAUACCAUCUAGAGAUUGUUUAGCUUAGCGGUGAGUGUGAAAGAAAGAGGUGAUUGAAAUGAGUUAAAAGAGACAUAUCUACACUAAAAUAAGGGUUGCUUGUGUGUGGGCGGCUUGUGGGUUUAGGCUCCAGUCCUUAGAGCAACUCAACCUAUGCCCUUUGUUUCCCGCUGGUUGAUUCACCUGGCUCCCGUUGCAUUCAGGGUAUGAGAGCUCCUCUGGUCCUCAGCUUGAUGGAGGGCUGUCUUCAUUGCCCCAGGGAAGGUGUUUUUAUCCACAUUUUCUUCCACUCUGUGUUGGUAGCGCAGCAGGUGGCCCCACCUCCAUGGCUGAGAUGAUUAAUCUUGAUGAUCUCAGCCAAUAAAAUGCUUUCCUAUUGAAAAGCAUUAGGAGGCUAUUGGGCAAGCACAGCAAACCCAGAGGCUAUUUGCCAAUAAGCACCUCCUCAUAGAGCAACACUACUAGUGGCCAUUAGAGUGACCACCACUAGAGGUUUUCCUAGCAGUAAAAAGUCACUGUUUACAUUAAAAAGCAUGCAGGGACAGGCUAUAGACACCAGAACUACUGCAUUAAGCUGUAGCGGUUCUGGUGACUAUAGUGUCCCUUUAACUGCUUUUGUAUUGUACCUGUUUCAAAUGCACUGGCAUAAAUAAAUUAACUAGGAUUUGGCAGGAGGACAUGCAGCUUUGACUUUUUAGCAGUGCUGUCUACAAGCUCUGUGGUUCUGUACAUGUCAUUCUGUAAAGUUUAAUAUUUCUUUAAUUUGUGCAGUGUCUGAAUGAUUACUUGGUUUGUUCCUUUAUCUAUACCCAUCCAGUUCCUCUCCCUGCCCUUAUCUUUACUUCUCUUCCUAUUAAAAAAACCUUUUUUCCUAUAUUACUCUCUCCCUUUCAAACCACUCUGUAUUCACUCCAUUUCAGGCAACCGUUCAUUCAUUUUUAGAGGAAUUCUAUAAUUGGAAAAACAGAUUUUUUUCAUGUUUAAUAAAACGUUAAGAUGGAGUUUUGCCAAAUGUUACACACUGAGAGCAGAAAAUGAGAAACAAUGAGUGAGUAAAAUGCAACUUAAAUUUUAAAAAGAUUGUAAGAAAUUGAAGCAAUUUUCGUGUAUAGGUCAUGCCCCUGCAGUCUCACUGCUCAAUUAUCUGCCAUUUAGGGGUUAAAUAACUUUGUUUAUACAGCCCUAGUCACACCUUCCUUCAUGUGACUUCCUUUACAGCACUUCCUGUAAAGAGUCAUCUAUUGCUUACAUUUUCUUAAUUGCAAAUUAUGUUACAUUAAAAAAAUGAUUAUCUCCUGCUCUGUAAAGAGCUUGCUAGACCAUAUAGGAGCCUCUUGUGUGUAAUUAAAGUUCAAUUUACAGAGAAGGAGAUAAAAACAUUUUAAAGUAAGUUACAUCUUAUUGAAAAUAAAAUAAUUUUGUUUUCAUGCAGACUGUGUCGAUCACAGCCUGGGAGGUCUGGGUAGGGCUACAUAACAGAAACAAAGAGGAUUUAACUCCUAAAUACCAGUGAAUUGAGCAGUGAAACUUCAGAGGCAUGAUCUAUACACAAAAACUGCUUUAUUAAACUAAAGUUGUUUUGGUGACUAUAAAGUCCACUUAGGAUUAUUUCUGAAUGAAAGCUAGAAUAAUCUACAAUGUUACCACAUGAAAGGAGGCUUUAUAUUUUGCAUUUUUAAUGCUUGUCAACCAACGCAAAAGAUGCAUGCAAAACAGGUCUGAAAUAAAAUUGUCUGAAAGUAUCCUCAAUGGACCAUAUACGAAGGUCAACCAGAGAGGCCCCAGUUGACAAUGUGGAAGACACUGCUGCAACGCGAACUGAAUGUGCACCGAAAAAAGGUAUCUAUACCUGCUAGACAAAAGCCAGUGGACCUAGGGUGCUAACAUAGUAGACUGGGUGGUGAAGUUUCACAUAUGAAAUAAGCAAAUGUCCUGCAGAACAAAAAGUUACAAUUGCCGUCCUAGCCACAUAACAUAGGAGACAAGCCACCAAUCAGCGAAGCGGUGCUUGAUGGAAAAACUAAUUACACUUAGUAUGAUAAUUACCAGAAAAAUUGACAAAUGUCCCCAAUUGAAGACUCAAACUUCCAAAACUCAGUAAAAGGACACCAGAUAUAAUAAAUCAAUGGAUCUUUCCCAAUAGAAAUGCCCUGAGUAGGUGUGAGGUCUCCAGUACUUACCUUGGCAGUUGAGCUGUUGAGCCGGACCACCACUCCUGUGCAUUAACACACUCAAGUCAGCAUCUUGGAUUCCGGCCAAUACGCGCCUGUCCAUUUUUUGUGACGUGGUGCACCAGUGGGCGUUAUUUCGUCAGAGUGGCUCUAACCACUAGAGACCAACAAGUUCUCACAUUUUGGGGGUGUAGUUUUGCUAAACACAUCCCCAAAGCUAAAAAAUACCUACAGUCAGCACAAGGCAUAGAGCACUGCUGUUCCUAGGCUUCCGCUGUCACAAUAGUGCAUACCUUGGUUUGUGUAUUGUAUUUUUUGGUAUUGAGACGACUUUGUCUUGGCUACUCUGUUUCUCUGGUUCCCUUGACCAGGCAUUGUUUCUCGUUUAGUGAUUUUCUGGCUUCCCUUGACCUUGGCUUGUUCUGAAAUUCCUGUUAUUUAUCCUGUCUACCCGGCCACUUCAAGGACCUGUUUAGGGACCUUUUUUCUGUCUCUAUUCCUCUGGAGGAGUCUGCGUAUUGGGUAUCACGUUACAGUAGGAACAUGAGGUGUCAUGAUGGCGGAACGAAAAAGGUUUGAGUCCUGUAAGACUUAGUGUCAGAGAACUGAAGAGAGGGAAUUUACAAUGGCACGGAGAAGGGCCAUAAAGGAAUUCGAGACCUGAUGCCAAACAACAGCUACAGUGCCUUGCAAAAGUAUUCACCCCAUGACCUUUUUACCUAUUUUGUUACAUUACAGCCUUAAGUUCAAUGUUUUAUUAAUCUGAAUUGUAUGUGAUGGAUCAGAACACAAUAGUCUAAGUUGGUGAAGUGAAAUUAGAAAAAUAUAUACAAAAAACUAUUUUUUAGAAAUAGAAAACAGAAAAUUGGCAUAUAUUCACCCCCUUUGUUAUGAAGCCCCAUAAAAAGCUCUGGUGCAACCAAUUACCUUCAGAAGUCACAUAAUUAGUGAAAUAAUGUCCACCUGUGUGCAAUCUAAGUGUCACAUGAUCUGUCAUUACAUAUACACACCUUUUUUGAAAGGCCCUAGAGGCUGCAUCACCUAAGCAAGAGGCACCACUAACCAACCACUGCCAUCAAGACAAAGGAACUCUCCAAACAAGUAAGGGACAAUGUUGUUGAGAAGUACAAGUCAGGGUUAGGUUAUAAAAAAAUAUCCAACUCUUUGAUGAUCUCCAGGAGCACCAUCAAAUCUACCAUAACCACAUGGAAAGUACAUGGCACAACAGCAAACCUGCCAGGAGAAGGCUGCCCACCGAAACUCACGGACCGAGCAAGGAUGGCAUUAAUCAGAGAGGCAGCACAGAGUCCUAAGGUAAUCCUGGAAAAGCUGCAGAGUUCCACAGCACAGACUGGAAUAUCUGUACAUAGGACGACAAUAAGCCGUACGCUCCAUAGAGUUGGGCUUUAUGGCAGAGUGGCCAGAAGAAAGCCAUUACUUUCAGCAAAAAACAAAAUGGCAAGUUUUGAGUUUGCGAAAAGGCAUGUAGGAGACUCCCAAAAUGUAUGGAGGAAGGUGCUCUGGUCUGAUGAGACUAAAAUUUAACUUUUCCGCCAUCAAAGAAAAAGCUUUGUCUGGCGCAAACCCAACACAUCACAUCACCCAAAGAACACCAUCCCCACAGUGAAACAUGAUGGUGGCAGCAUCAUGCCGUGGGGAUGUUUUUCAGCAGCCGGGACUGGGAAACUGAUCAGAGUUGAGGGAAAGAUGGAUGGUGCUAAAUACAGGGAUAUUCUUGAGCAAAACCUGUACCACUCUGUGCAUAAUUUGAGCCUAGUCAAAGCCCAGACCUCAAUCCAAUAGAAAAUCUGUGGUCAGACUUAAAGAUUGCUGUUCACAAGUGCAAACCAUUCAACUUGAAAGAGCUGGAGCAGUUUUGCAAGGAGUAGGCAAAAAUCCAAGUGGUAAGAUGUGGCAAGCUCAUAGAGACUUAUCCAAAGCGACUUUUAGCUGUGAUUGCCAGAAAAGGUGGCCCUACAAAGUAUUGACUUUAGGGGGGUGAAUAGUUAUGCACAUUGACUUUUUCUGUUAUUUUGUCCUAUUUGUUGUUCGCUUCACAAUAAAUAAUAAAAAAAAAACAUCUUCAAAGUUGUGGGCAUGUUCUGUAAAUUAAAUGAUUCAAAUCCUCAAACAAUCCAUAUUAAUUCCAGGAUGUGAGGCAACAAAACACGAAAAAUGCCAAGGGGGGUGAAUACGUUUGCAAGACACUGUAUACCAGGUAUGCCACACAACAAGGUAGCUGCAUCUUGUGCCUAGGGCCCACAAAUCACAGAGCAGGUCCUUAGGUGUUUGCAAUAGGUCUAAGACAUCUCAAUAACCCCUGAAAUAUUCCAGCCAACUAGUUGCAGUUUAUCUUGUAUCAUAGGAUGAUGGUUCCCUUUGGGAUUAGUGAUAAGAAGAGGAUAUACAGGAAUCGCCAGAGCCUCUAUGAUCAAUAAUUCCAAUACAUCUGUAACCAAAGGUUGGCUCUGCCAUAACUCUGCGUAUCAGUCACUCCUGGAGAAAGGAGUUGCAACUAUCUGGAUCCAAGGGCCAACUGAAGUAUCAUUGCACUUGUUAGUUUGUCCGCGACGUCAACAGGUAAUGGAUAUGAACUUUGUUCAGCUAAUGAAAAUUUUUUCUGUCCAACUUCCUAUUGCUGGCAUCACCACUGUAUCUAGAGAACCAGUCCUGACCGUUGUUCAUGUGCAACAGUAUACAACAAUUCGACAAAUCCUUUGCCAAGCUCCAAAUGGCAAAUGAGCCUGCAAUCAAUACAAGACAAUUGAUGUGUAAAUGACCUAAAACUUACCCAUGCUCCUCCUGUCAAGCAAUCUGUGCAAGUGGCUCCCCAGCCCCACAGUCUGCCAUUUGAAUACAGAAUAAAAUCUGGCUUUGGUCUAAAUAUUGCUCAACCAUUCUAAGUUUGCAUAUGAAGUAGCCACCACUUGACUUCUGCGUGUAUCUCCUGAGUCACUGAUAUAGACUAGUCAUAGGAAGGGUGUAUCCAGAGACAGCUUUCAGGCAUUGCAUUGCCCAAUAGUAAAGGGGACCUGGGAAGACCGCCUGGGUUGAUGAGGAGUCCUACUAUCCUGGUUAAGAGCCGUAGAAGAAUUGCCUUGUGAGCUAACACCCUUUGUAUUUGUUAAUGGAUUUUGAUCUUUUGGUGAGGCAAUUUUAGUAUGCAGGAAAGGAAGUCUAUUUUAAACCCUAUACAUUAUAUCAACUGUGUUGGAGACAGAGCUGAUUUGUAUGGAUGGAAUUCUUACUUGACCAGUAAAAUGUUGCUGAAGAAUCCUCUUCCGAAUCUGGAGCUUUUUGGAUAGCGCCUUUGCAGAACAAAAAGAAUAUUGCCUUUUUUUUAAUUAGUUGUUUGCUGAAGUCGAUUUGUCUGUAAGGGCAGCGGUUUCUGAUCCUGGAUCGGCGAUGAGUGGAACUCGAUUAUGUAGCCCUGGACUGUCUGAAAAAUCUAUGUGUCCAUAGAAAAGAGUAUCCAAUUCUGUAAGAAAAGGAAAACUUGACUUGCAGUUAGACUGGAAAUAAGGAUCUAAAACGAUAAGGCUUACCUGCUGGCAUACUUUGUCUCAGUAUAUCUAUUGACUGGCUGGAAAUUUCAGAUUUUAUCGUUAUGAAAUACAAAUUUUUCAAGGAGGUGACAGUGCCGCUUCAAGGAUCAAAUAAUUAAAGAAGCUUUGUCACUUCUGAGUAUUCUAAGAUAUUGUAAGACACACUAGGACAACCUUGGCUUAUGGGCAAGUCUGAGGUUGACAAGAGAUGACAAAAAGGAGUCACUUUGCAUUCAAGUUUUGUCAAAACCCAGAAGACAUCACAAGUGACAGCUGGAGGAAUCAGGCAUUAUUUGGUCGUUAUAAGAGGUGAUCUCACGGGAUUUUCUGUAGACCUCAGUGUUGUACUCUUAGAGUACAGUGUGUGAGAGUACAGGCUUCAUCUGCCAGGAGCUGGACAGUCCCCAGGAAGAAGAUGGCGUCAGCCACGUGGGACAGCUUUACAUUAGUGUACCUAGCUUCCUCUGCAGCCCCUCCAUAAACAGAGCUGUCACCUUUGGUUGUCUUUGCAAAAUAAACCCAUUCACAGCAUCUAUAACCCCUUAGCGACCUAGGACGGUUCAGGACCAUCAUCGGCAUUUUUGCGUUGCAGACCGAUGACGGUCCUGAACCAUCCUAACGGUCUCCGUUACUUACCUGAUCGCCGUCGUUCCCCCAGCGGCGAUCAGCGUGGCUCCCGGUGUGGGGAGACUGCCUCCAGCCCAGACAGUCUCCCCACACUGAAUUAGGACCCCUGUGGCCAUGUGAUCGCUUAACACAGCGAUCACAUGGUCACAAUAGGUGUCCUAGUGUCUGCCUGCAGGGGGACUGCCUGUGCUGACAGGCAGUCUCCCUGCUAGUGUAAAAUCAGAAAAAAAAAUAAAGUUAAUGUUAAUAAAAAAUAAAAAAAAUUAUAUAUGUGUAUAUAAAUAUGAUAUAUAGACAUAUAUUAUAUUUAUAUAAUAUAUGUCUAUAUAUCAUAUAUAUAAUGUCAUAUUAAGUGUAUUUUUAUAUUAAUAUGUACUUAUAUUAAUAUAAAAAUACACUUAUAAUUAAAUUACACACGUAUAUAUAUAAUAUAUAUAAUAACUAUAUAUAUUGUAUAUAUAUAUUAUUAUAAAAUAUAAAUAAUAAAGUAAUUUAAAUUAAAUAAAAAAAAUUUAAAUAAUAAUAAAAAAAUUAAAAAAAAUUAUAUCUAUAUGAAAUUUUAUUCUAACUGUAUUUUAAAAUUAAUAUAUAUAUAUUUAUAUCAAAAUACACUUAGAAUGAAUUUGUAUAUAUAUCUAUGUAUAUAAAAAUAAAUAAAAAUAAUAAGAAAUAUACAUAUGUCCAUAUACAAAAUUACAUAAAUAAUUAUAUAAAUAUACACGUAGACUUCAGAUAUAUAAAUAUGCAUAUAUAUUUAAAUUCUACGUGCGUAUUUAUGUAAUAGUUUUACAUAAUUCAGUAAUUUUAUUGAUUGCAAUUUAAGGGACCUGCCUGCCAACCCAGGCCGAAAUUCCAGAGAAUUGAAUUUGCUAGCACUGUAUUUUACCCUGUAACGUUCUACGACACCCUAAAACCUGUACAUGGGGGGUACUGUUUUACUCGGGAGACUUCGCUGAACACAAAUAUUAGUGAUUCAAAACAGUAAAACAUAUCACAGCGAUGAUAUUGUCAGUGAAAGUGACUUUUUUUGCAUUUUUCACACACAAACAGCACUUUUACUGAUGAUAUAAUUGUUGUGAUACGUUUUCCAGUUUUUAAACACUAAUAUUUGUGUUCAGCAAAGUCACCUGAGUAAAACAGUACCCCCCAUGUACAGGUUUUAUAGUAUUUUUGAAAGUUACAAGGUCAAAUAUAUGGGUCAAAUAUUUUUACAUUGAAAAUGGCCAGGUUGGUUACGUUGCCUUUGAGAGCGUAUGGUAGCCCAGGAAUGAGAAUUACCCCAUGAUGGCAUACCAUUUGCAAAAGAAGACAACCCAAGGUAUUGCAAAUGGGGUAUGUCCAGUCUUUUUUAGUAACCACUUGGUCACAAACACUGGCCAAAAUUAGCGUUCAAUUUAGUUUUUUUACUUUUUUCACACACAAACAAAUAUGAAUGCUUAGUUUGGCCAGUGUUUUCGACUAAGUGGCUACUAAAAAAGACUGGACAUACCCCAUAUUGAAUACCCUGGGUUGUCUACUUUAAAAAAAAUAUGUACAUGUGGGGUGUUAUUCAGAGAUUUAUGACAGAUAAUAGUGUUACAAUGUCACUAUUGAUAAAUUUAAAAAAUUUAUGUUUUGAAACCGCAAUAUUCUACUUGUACCUAUAGCCCUAUAACAUGCAAAAAAGCAUGUAAACACGGGGUAUUUUUAAACUCAGGACAAAAUUUUGAAUCUAUUUAGCAGUUUUUUUAAUUCGCUUUUGUAGAUGAGUAAAAGAUUUUUCAAGUAAAAGUCAAAAAACAUGUAUUUUUUUCAAUUUUUCAUCAUAUUUUUUUAUUUUUUUUUAAUUAAAAUACAUGAGAUUAUAUAAAUAAUGGUAUGUAAAGAAAGCCCCUUUUGUCCUGAAAAAACAAUAUAUAAUUUGUAUGGGAACAGUAAAUGAGAGAGCGGAAAAUUCCAGCCAAACACAAACACCACAAAAGUGUAAAAAUAUGCCUGGUCGCAAAUGUACAACAUCGCAAAAACAGUCCAGUCCUUAAGGGGAUAAUAUUAUUAGAAUGUCUUAUUUAUAAAGUAACACCAAACAGUGCAGUGUUUUUUUUUUAAAUCAAUGGGCCUAUUUUAUGGGCAUGGGCCUGGUGCUGCAUAUCCACCAUAUCCUAUGUUAAUCCAGCACAGGAAGGACCCCGAGUCCAUAACAGGGCCAGAUAAGUCAAACCAUGUGUAAACGGUUUGUUAACUCUCUGUGGGAUACAUCAUGUGACUCCUGGCACCCUAACCACUAUAACACACUGCAGAGGUCAUAGUUCUUCCCUUUAAAAUAUAGUAUUAACAGCACUUUUAUAAAAAAAAUGUAUACAAGAUGGGUUUUGAGGUAAAUUGAGAUUGAUGGUAAAUAAUCAGCAAUUGUUUGGGGAUAUUCAAUUUGCAUUUGUCUCAAUCAUUCCUAGGGUAGAAUUUAAAGAACAUGAGCAAUCAUACGAUGUUGCAGUAAUAAUAACAUUAGACUCUAAAAAAAAAAUGUGUUUCAAAUUGGCUAUGCACACAAUCUGUGAUGAUUUCGGUUGGUUAUUUUUUCCACUUGGUUUUUAAUUUGGAGAUUUAGAGACUCUUCUCUUAGCAAUAUUAUUUAGGAACUCAAUUUGGGGAAACAUUCAAAUUUAUUUAGCAGUGCAAGGAUUAGGUUUUUUUUUUUUCCAAGCUGGCCCUAACUCCUAUGUAGAAAAUAUCACAUCAGUAAUUAGAAAUCCCUUUCAUGUAGCUGUGUUUAACAUAUGCUAUGUCUGCACAUAUCCCUCUCUUUUCUAUCCAGGGAAAAGAGCCCUGCAGAUCUAUAAACUCAUCAGUGAAAUGCCAUAUUCAUAAAAAUUCAAUUUUUUUCUUCAAAAACGUGAAAUGGAUAGCCUGCAGCUCCUAAUGUUACGAUGCAAUAAUGUAAUACUAUGAUGAACAAAUUGUAUACAUUGCUGAUUGAUGUUUAAUGAAACUAAAGACUGGAUAUGCAAAACAAAGAUUAUCAUUUUGAUUUUAUAUAUUUUUAGAAACAAUCAAUACAAAAUCAUGCUAGCUCUGUAGAUAGGUCCACUGACUAGCACUAGCAGACCUUUAUCAAUAUAAACACACACAUGGUACCAUGUGUAAAACAGAAACACACAGUCCUGGGGAUCAAAGAUGCACCGCUGAUGGCUUUUGCAAUAACUAAUGCACCCUGCUGCCUCCCCCCACACAGAUGUGUCUGUAUUAGCUACUCUGUAUAGCUCAGCUCCCCCUCCUCCUGCAUCAGCCCCAGCACUGACUGAUUCUGCUGGAAAACACAGAGCAGGCAUAGGAGAAGCCCUGCUGGAAUAGCUGCAGCUACUAAGCUAGGAGGCAUCCAUUUACAAACAACAUGGAAUGGGUGCAUUAGGACGAAGACAUGCAUCCCCCAUGGUCCUUGCUGUGAUGUCUGUGCUGGGAUGCUGCUCCAGUGAUGCUCCUAUUUGUGUCUUGCUGCACUUGCUUUGCAGCUAAUGAUUAAUUGCACUGCUCUGGGGCCUCUACUGCGCAUGCUGCAGGUAGAGACAGUGCUCCUCCAUCUUAUGCUUCCUGCAAAUGCAGUUACCAGGACACAUCCUUUGGAAAAAAAAAUAAAAAAUAAAAGGAAGAAGUCUGGGCAGCUUAUUUAUUUGAUGUCCAUCUGCCUGACUCUGAAGAUUGGAAUCUGAUAACAGUAUCCACAGAACAAAAAGGAAAGACAAACAAUGCAAGGCUAUAGGCAGCCUGGAACACUGUGAUUCUUCUUUCUGGGACAUUUCCUCCAUCAUGCAUGGUUAAAGGGACAUUAGCAUUUGCAUAUUGCUUUUAAAAUGGAUGUUUAUUUAUGUAAACAGUGCAUCUGAAGACAAGCUGUGUUCUGUGAGCAGUUAACCAGUGGGUAAGUGAUGUAAUCCUAUCCCUUCUACUGCAUUACGUUUGUAAAUAUGUUUAGUUUUUUAAAUCUUAUGCUUUGCUGUGACGCCUUUCUAGGGACUUUAAUUUUUGGUUUAGGGUAUGGCAAUGCUGGCUAAUUGAUGUAGUCAGGCAAUAGCUGCAAGAUACAGCAAGAGGGAGGAGGCUAAAACCCUCCAGGCAGCUACUGUUGUGAUUCACGAGGAACUCAAUAAAGUUUUAUGGAUUUGAAUAUCUGCCGCAGGGUGUGCUGUGAGUUGUAGUCCUCCGUUUUGUACUCGACUACAAGGCGUGAUGUCACUCUGCUGUAAGCUCUGGGAUGAAAUACUGUAUCCAUGAGCUCAGGCUUUUUACAUUGCAGCAGUAUAAACAAUGUUUAUUGAUGUAAUUUGUUUAUUACAAUUUUGGGUACAAAAACAAACAAACAAACAAACAAAAUAGUUAUUUGUUUUAUAAAAUGUAACAACAUGCUAGAAGAAAGAUUAUGCACCCUAUUGUUUUUUAAUUUAUGGUCUAGUGAAGAGGCAGGCUUUAAUAUAUGUAGCAUUAAAUCAUAUAAAUAAUUGAGUAUUGUCUCAAAUUAAUAAUGACAUUACAUCAAUAGCAUGUGGUGAAAUCCUAUGCAUACUGAAAGGCUUCUUCAGCCAGAGGACCACUACUAUAAACCCUACCUGUUUUGAAGUUCAUCUAGUGGUUUCUAUUAAACCAUACUGCAAUCAUUCUUUGAUGUGUAGCGUUGCAGAUAACUCACUCUACAUUAUUGGUGAGCUUGGAAUGUUGGUAAGGCUUGGAAUGCUAAAUGUUGACAUUGUUACAAAAUUGAUCUAGUAUUUUGACAUCUCAAUGAGAACUGUUUGGAUGGAUAACCAAUAUGGAGGAACAGGAUACAUACAUAUCCUAUACCAGCAAAAAAGUGGCAUAUUCAUGCAUAUUGUCAUGCGUUUUUAGACAUUCUAUUAGAUGACCCCUAGCCCACGGUGUGUGUAUUUGUCACGAUGGGAUCUUGAAGAUUGAAAAUCGUUUACUUGCCCAUUGUUUCUAUUCUAAAAUAUAUUAAAAUAACACUCUAAUCUCUUUUAGAAGGUAAUUGAGUGUCCACUUUUUCUUACCUUAUAAAAGUGCCUAUUUUAAGAGAAAUAUACACUUUUAUAAAGCAUUUAUCUUUCGUAAUCCAGACUGUGAGGGUGUCCUUCCUGACUUAUUUCAAGCACUUACUCAAAGAUGGUUUGAGGAUUCUGAUAGAGAGGCAUUGGGUGCAGUACUUCUUUAUUAUGAGAAGCAUUGGGUUGACCAUAGAGAUCCUCCCUGAAGAUGAUCUCACAGAACAGAGGGGAUUUGUGGCAAAGAGAUCUGGAUUAAAGGUAAGUUACUUUUUUUAUUUUGUAGGAAAGAGGGACAAGAAAUCUAAAUAUGCAACCUUUCUGGAAUUAUAUAUAAAUGUAUUUUUUUAUAUUGCUACAGUGUUCCUUUAACCCCUUAAGGACACAUGACAUGUGUGACAUGUCAUUAUUACCUUUUAUUCCAGAAGUUAAGUCCUUAAGGGGCUAAAGGGGUACUUUGAGCACCAUAGCCACUAUUAUACACUAUUAGUUAUUUAAGCAGACAAACAAGUUUAGCUUAAUGAAACAAUUUUGGUGUAUACUGUAUAGAUUAUGCCCAAGUUGUCUUACUAUGCAAUUCCCUGCCAGUUAGGAGUUAAAUCAAUUUUGCAUCUGUUUAUGCAGCCCUAACCACACAUUCCCUGACUGUGACUCAUAUGCAUACAUUAUCAGUGAAAAAAAAUGGUUUUGUAUUCAAUCUCAUAUUACUGCACAGUGUGUUUACAUUAGAAGUUAUCUCCUGCUCUGUUAAUUGAACCUUAAUCACACACACAAACAAUGAUGUUGCAGGCUCUAACGGGCUAUCAACAGAGAUUAAAAAAAGGGACGUUUUAGCCGCGAGGCAAACAAGGCAUUUGCCUUGGGCGGCAUUUUCCAGGGGGCGGCAAAAAACGCCACCCCCAAAUGCCCAGGGCAAAUGUCUUGUUAGCCUUGUUAGCUAACUAAGCUGGGCUGGGCGGGCGGCACUGGCGGGCAGCGAGCGGCUGGCGAGGGAGCCUAGGGCAGCACAAAACCAGGAUACACCACUGACCGAAAUAAAAAAUUCUGGACUGAAACCGAAAAUUCGGGAUGCCCUUGGCUGGAAACCAAAACUGAAAAUGACUUUUUUCCCCCAAAUGAUUUGUGUAGGACCUAGAGCGUGACUGGUGACAGUGACUGAGGGAGGCGGUGACAGAGUGACAGUGACUGAGGGAGGGGGUGACUGGUGACAGUGACUAAGGGAGGGAGUGACAGAGUGAGGGAGGGGGUGACUGGUGGCACAGUGAAUGAGGGAGCGGGUGACUGGUGACAGUGACUGAGGGAGGGGGUGACUGGUGACGGUGCCUUGUGGCUUUCGGCCCAGAAUUUUCUUUUCAGUGCAUCCCUACUUUCUUAUCUUAGGUUAUGUAGUGUGUGUAGGGAAUAUAGUGAGGUGUGGGAAAGGGAUGUAGUGUGUAUGUGUGUAGGUUUUAUAGUGUGUGUAGGGAACAUGGCGUGGUGCAGUAUAGAGAUGUAGUGUGUAGGUUAUUUAAUGUGUAUGGAACAUGGUGUGGUGUGGGAUAGGGAUGUAGUUUGUAUGUUUCUAGGUUAUGUAGAGUGUGUAAGGCACAUAGUGUGGAGUGGGCUAGGGAUGUAGUGUGUGUAAGGCACAUAGUGUGGGGUGUGAUAAGGAUGUAGGGCACAUCGAGUGGGGUGGCAGGGAUGUAGUAUGGGUAGGACACAUAGUGUGGGGUGGGGUAGGAAUGGCAUAGUGAGGGGGUGACAGGUGGCAGAUUGAGGGGGUGGCAGUGAGGGAGUAACAGGUGACAGAGUGACGGGAUACCAGGUGGCAGAGUGAUGGGGUGGUAGUGAGGGAGGGGGUGACUGGUGGCAGAGUGAGAGGGUGACAUAGUAAGGGAGGUGGUGCCUAGUGGCAGAAUGUGGGAGGGAGUGGGUGACUGGUGACAGAGUGAGGAAGUGAGGAGGUGACUGGUGGCAGAGUGAGGGAGGAAGGGGGUGACUGGUGACAGAGUGAGGGGUGACUGGUGACAGAGUGAGGGAGUGACUGGUGUUAGAGUGAGGGAGGAAGGGGGUGACUGGUGACAGACUGAGGGGUGACUGGUGACAGAGUGAGGGAGGGAGUGACUGGUGUCAGAGUGAGGGAGGGAGAGGGUGACUGGUGACAGAGUGAAGGAUGGAGUGACAGAGUGACUGAGAGAAGGGGUGACAGAGUCAUGGAGGGAGUGACUGGUGACAGUGACUGAGUGAGGGAGGGAGUUACUAGUGACAGUGACUGGGGCAGAGUGCCUGAGGGAGGGGGUGACAGAGUGACAGUGACUGAGGGAGGGGGUGACUGGUGACAGUGACUAAGGGAGAGGGUGACAAAGUGACUGAGGGUGACGGUGACUGGUGACAGUGACUGAGGAGGGGGUGACUGAGUGAGAAGGGGGUGACUAGUGACAGUGACUGAGGGAGGGGGUCACUGGUGGCAAAGUGACUGAGGGAGAGGGUGACUGGUGAAAGUGACUGAGGGAAAGGAAAUACCUUUUUUUUUUUUCAUUGCCUGGUGGUCCAGUAUCCUGGCUCCCUGGUGGUUCAGUGGUCUGUCUCUCCAGUCUUCAGCUCCACCAGGUGUGAGCUGCAGACUGUGCUAUAUCUUGCGAUAUCCAGAAGUCAGAGUGCUGCCGUGGUAACCCGCAGCAAUGUUCUGAUUGGCCAGAGAUCACGAGAUACAGGACAGUCUGCAGUUCACACCCAGCUAAGCUGAGUUUGUGUGUCUGUACUGCAGACUGUACUGGCUCUCUCCCCGGGCAGACGGGAGGGGCCUUGCACCCGGCUGCACACGGGGCAAGCCGUCAGCCCCCUGCCAAUGCCAAGUCGGGACCGAGGACCUGACAAAUCACUCUGCUCUAAGGCACUCUGCUACUAGCCUACAGCAGGGCUGAAAAGAUAAAACUACCUGCCCGGAACUGCAUGUCCCGGGCGUUAGACGAUAGUAAUUGUGCAUCCCUGGUAAUUUUCAGCACAUUUGAGCCUGUUUUCGGACGAAAUGGGAUGGACCUAUUUUCGGACGAAAUGGGAUGGACCCAUUUUCGGACGAAAUGGGAUGGACCCAUUUUCGGACGAAAUGGGAUAGACCCAUUUUCGGACUAAAUUUCGGUGCAUCCCUUUAAGAAAGUCUAAGUUAAAGAUGCUGUACAAUAAAGAACGUUUGACAACUAGAUAUAUUUUUACAUGAAGUGUGUAAGGAACCUGUGCAAGUCACAGUUUGGGGAGGCGUGGCAAGGGCUGUAUAAACAGAGUAUUUAACUCUUAAAAGGCAGAGAAUUCAACAGUGAGAAUACAGAGGCAUGAUCUAUACACCAAAACUGCUUCAUUAAACUAAAUUUGCUUUGGUGGUUAGAGUGCCCUUUUAAUUUACUAGUUGAGAAUGUCAGCUGAUACUUUCAGUCAACGAAUGAUGUGCAAUGUUGGACAAAAUUGAUAUUGCUAAGGUAAUAUGGGAACUUUUGCAGUAUCGCAGAAGAUUGGAAAUAGUACAGAGGGUAUCCAGGUAUUUGUCAAACUGUUCUAAAAUGGUUUCACUCAUUACUAUAGGACAGUGCCAGAGUAAAAGAGUAGUCAUGGGUCAAAACUCCAUCUAAUAAAGGUGGUAAUAGUACUUUGGCUUUAUGGGAUUCUCAUGAGAAAUUAGUUUUUCCAUCAAAAUAUAAUUGCGUGAAGUUUUCAUUGACUUUGAGUUGCAGAUAGAGCUUAUUAGUAAAGUGCAAAUGGUAAUAGCACUGUAAGGAUCAGGUCAUUUAAAGUGCAGACUCUUGAUUCAUACUAGUAAAAAAAAAGAGAGAAAAGGCACAGAAUAUAGAUAAUAGUGAACACCAUAGUAAAAGUGCUAAAAACACAAGAAUAGGUAAUCAGGCCAAGUGGUAGAGGGAGUAAAAGUACCCAAAUACACGGUAGUUAAAAACCAUAAUUCUUAGUAAAUAGCUCUAAAACUGGAAAGAGAGUCACCAAUCCUCUCUGGGUAAUAAAUAUGCAAAUGUCACUUAUAUGAAUAAGAUGAGGAGGUUCCAGGAGCUAUAGUAAAACACAAUACAAAAACAAUAAAGAUAAAAUACAUACAAAUUUAUGAAAUCUAUAAUAUAUGAGAUCUAGCUCAAAAUCAUGUGUUCUCAAAAAUGAUAAGUAAAAUAGUCCAAAUGUCCACAGAAAAGUCACAUACAAAAGUUACUAAUGAGGGAAUCUAACAAAAUAAAAUUAGUCCACUGAAUGUAGCAUAUGGGUAAACACACUAAGCUAUGUAUAUGAGAAAUGCACAGCAGUGUGGUCCAUAUGACAAUAUGAUAUUAUUUACUGAAAGGCAAAUAAAAUAUAAUGAAAUAAAUAGAGACCAGAAAGCAACACAGUACUAAAUCAAAUGUGUGCAGAAAAACCAUACUGGGGAACAUGAAAAGGAGAGAGGUGCUCCUUAAAAAAUCCAAACAGCUUUAAUGAGUCAGUGAUAAAAUCAGAAUAAAUAAAAACUCACCUUGCUGACUCUGCCCCUAAUCUACUUUCUUGGCUGACAUAAUCAGAAUCUCAGCCAAUCACAAUAUGGAUAGGGAUGAUAUCAGCCAAGGAUCUGGGGCCUCCUUGAAUAAAUGCAUUUCUAUGAUGAAAGUUCAAUGUCCCCAUUCAGAGCAUGGAGAUGCUGAACGGCAGUGCAGCACUGACCCAGGAAGCACCUCUAGUUGCCGUCUGAGGAGUGGCCACUGGAGAUGUCCCUAGGCUGUAAUGUUAACAUUGCCAUUUCUCUGAAAAGUGUUUGCAGCAAAAAGACUGCAGGGACUGACUGUACUCACCAAAACAACUCCAUUAAGCUGUAAUUGUUCUGGUGACUAUAGUGUCCCUUUAAAUAAGGAAAAGAUUUCUUCAGAAUAAUAAAAAUACAUGAUUCAUGACAGAGUCAAAACAAGUAAAGGGAACGGAGAUGUUCCAACAAAGCACUGUCACUCACAAUACAAUGCUCCUCUAUGAGGAGCAUUGGAUUAGAACAUUGGUGGUUUGUAUUUCUAACGUUAUUGUGUUCCUUUAAUAAUUAUCAGUAUUAUAUUACCAUCGCCAGGUGAGCAUAGGUAGUCAAGAUCCCCAUAACUGCCCACACAUUUGUGUAUAACCUUUCCUGUAGAAGCCAAAAAGGGCAAAAUAUUCAACUUUUUGAAAGGAAAAUGACACAAACAGUAUAGUACACAAGUAUUUUAUUUCUGUGUAAAUAAUGCAGAUAGAUACAUUCUCUGACAGCUGUCAGGAAACAAGUUACACUGUACUAGUUAAAUCUGAUCUGUAUAUCACAGGGGUGGCAGUAAGAGAAAGAGUGCCACUGCAGAGAUACAUGCUCUUGUGCCCCAUUCAGACUGCAAAACCCAAGGUAACUGAUCUCAAUAUACAGUUUUAAGAGAACAUAUAUCUUGACGAGACGUUCACUUCCAUGUAUGAUGUCCUUUGUUGGUCCCUAGACCAGUGGUUCUCCCCAAGGUCCUCAAGGUAGACCAAUGGUUUGGCUGAUAUCCCUAUAGGAACAGAAUUAGAGAAUGUCUAAAUCCUGGGCUGAAUAGUGAAAAUUUAGAAUGCAAACUAAAAGUGCUUUAAAGUUCAGGCCUUAUGCUAUUAGCCAGGUUUGAAAGUUACUAGCCACCGCAAGUCUGCAAGGUUCAUGGAAUACACACCAGGGGUGAAUUUCUACUCACCAAGGCUACAUUUUCACUAGCCAAUGGCUAGUGUUGGGUGGAAAUUAAUUUAUUCAAUUAAUAACAUAUUCUAGUUGUCAGAUACUCGGGAGUGUAUGUUUUUGGGAUAACCAGUUGGUGAUAUUGAUGGUUGAAUCAUGAAUCAUGGACAUGUAAUUCUCUUGUGCAUUGGUACUCCCCAUUUUUGGACCAAGGCAUGCUUAAAUUAAAAAACUAUUUUUCAAGACAUAACUGCUUUUUUUUGCCUACCUCAACAGAUUAUACUAUCACAUUUAACCAGGGCAGGACAGGAAAAAUAAUUUGGCCCAGGCAUUUUUAAAAUCUAAGUGGCCCAGUGAGAAGGGGGCCAUAUAGGGUGGUGUUUUGUCGUCACCAGUGACAAGCAUGCCAACUUUCAAAGUGAGCAUUUUGAUUCUUCCUGGGCAGCCCAUGUGCAUGACUGAUGAAUAGCUCUUCCAACCGAAAAAGGCCCUGUAUUUGUUCUACGCAGCACAAGCAAAUGUAAUGAUACACUUGUAACUUUUCCCUGGUGUCUCCAUAAGUGACAUACCAGAGGACAAAAGGGCCAGGAAAGUGUAUUGUGAAUGUGUUUGGAGGCUGCUUGUGGGACUGUGUGUGUGUGUGUGUGUACAGUGAGCUGAUUGUGGUGUGGUAUUUUAUGUUAAUAGGUUGGUUUCAGUUGGGUUUUGUUUGUGGUGUAAAAUGUGUGUCUUGACCCUGUAGAGAGUGAGAGUGUGUUUGUAUAGGAAGCCUAAUGUAUAGGGGAUGUAGCGAAUGUGUUCAUAGAGACUUUAGUGUAUGCGUCUAUAGGUAAUGUAGUGUCUAUGUUUGCAUUCAGUGUGGGUGGCAAUGUGUGUAGGGAUGCAGUAUGUGUGUGGGUUGCAGUGUGUGAGGGUUGCAAUGUGUGUGUGUGAGGGGUAAAAUGUUUGCGUGAGGGGUGCAGUAUCUGUGUUAGGGGUGCAGAGUGGGUGAGGGGUACAAUGUGUGUGUGAGAGGUGCAGUGUGUGCAUGUGUGAGGGCUAUAAUGUGUGCUGGGGGUCUAGUGUGUGUGUGAGCGGUGCAGAAUGUGAAUGUGUGUUUGGAGAUGAUGUGGCAGGGGGGCAGAUGUUUUUUAAUUCAAAAAAAUAAUAAACUUUACAUCUCCUUUCCCUUCUUAUCUUUGCCCAGGGAGGGGAAACAUUCUAAAUUCUGGUGGUGAGGGAACACUCGCGAGGUCAGAGAAUUGCAGGGGUUGCCAUGGGAACGCUCCGACCUUGUAAGAGUUUAUUUUUCAGGAUUGGGCGGAGCUGUAGGUUAGAACCCCCAGAUCCUACUCUUUGGAUUUUAGAGUUAGUGGGCUGGUAAGUGGCCUCAUGGCACACAGCAGGGCCGUCUCUUGGACAGAGCUAGUGUCACGAUUACUAUAUAACCCAACAUUCAGAACUAUGUAAUACACAAUGAACAAGGAUAAUGUAAACCGGGCCUUAGAAUGGCCGGACUUAACGUAAUAAAGAAUGGUCAAAAUACUAGCCGAGGUCAGGGACACAGAAAGUGACACAACGAGGAAACAAGUCAAAAGCCAAAACUCAAGGAUACCAGAAAUACAGGAAAGUCAAAAUACAAGCCAAAGUCAAAUACCAAAAAGAACUACAAUAGGAACGCACUCUCUGUUAACCAACUAGUGAAUACCACGACAGGGCACUGACCAAAUGUUAUUUUGAGUUUAAAUAACCCUCCUAAGGGUUAUUGGUUGUAUAUAACCUUUGACCCCAAAACUUGCGUGCGCAUCGUUUGCAUAACGUCACACUCAAGUCGGCACCAUCUUUGUUGAGGACGGAGGCGGGUCUACAUUGUUUCAUGGGACCGCAGCGGCCUGCGUUCAUUAGAAUGCCCCACCGGUCGGGGAUCGCUACACGAAGGGGGCUGAAUGGCAAGCUGACUUGCCUUAGAUAAGUUUUUUAUUAUUUUUACAGUGUGAAAGCAGCGAUCGGAUGCGGCCACGCUGUAUGGAGGUGAGGGGGACGUGACAGCUAGCCCAUUAAGUUUGUCUUUCCUAAGAACAUGACAUAAGUUAGUGUCCCCAGACAGAUGAGCUAUGAACAGUGUUCAAAGUGAGCACUACUACUAGCCAUUUAAAUACUACAGCUGAGCAAUAUCGCCCAGCCUCUCUAUUAUUUCACUCACCAUUCUCCAGGGCAAAAAAAAAAGGAUCUGACUGACAGGAGAGCUAUGAGUGUCACUGUCCACCCCCACAGCCUCACACUGAUCCCUCUAAAGUUUCAGGGAGACCCUGGGGAGGUCUCCCUGCUUGCCCACUGCAGCACUAUCAAUGCUGGCUCUGCAGAGGGAAUGCCUUGAGAGGUGGAUUAGGAAUGGGAUUAUAGGUAGGAUUAUGAGUAAAAAUAUGAGUUAUAAUCCUUAGAGGUUGGAUUAGGAGUUGGUUUAAGGUUUGAAUUAGGGGUUGGAUUAUGAGUUGGAUUAAAGGUUGUAGUAGGGGUUGGAUUAGGGAAAAAUUUAUACAUUGUUGUACUUGAGAAGAGUAGCAGAAUAUAAAUAUGCAGUGUUUGCAGUAGUGGGACACACUACUUUUGAUUAUAGUCCGAAAUAAUAAACAUGUACUAAUUUGGCUUUGUGAUUAAAAGGUUAAAUGAAAAGUGUCAAAAUUCUCUUAAUUACAUGGCCUGGGGUGUACCUUCUACUAGGGAUCGACCGAUAUUGGGUUUUUUAGAGCCGAUACCGAUAAACUGUGAACUUUCAAGCCGAUAGCCGAUAAUUUGCCAAUAUUUUGUACAUUUACCAUUUUGAAAAAAUAAACUAUUUCUAGGUAAAUGCGCAAAAUAUACAUGCCACAUGUAGUGAAUGCAGUGUAUUAGACAGGGGAGCUGUGUGUGUGUGUAGUGCAUGCAGUGUGUGUUUGUGUAGUGUGUAUAUAAUGAAUGCAGGGUGUGUUUGUGUAGUGUGUCUAGUGAAUGCAGUGAGUGUGUAUAGUGAGUGUGUAGUGUGUAGUCUGUAUAGUGAAUGCAGUGAGUGUUUGCGUAGUGUGCGUUUUGUGAAUGUAGUGUGUAGUGUGUGUGUGUGUGUAUAGUGAAUGUAGUGUGCAUAAAGUGAAUGCAGUGUGUGUAUAGUGAAUGCAGUGUGUUUGUGUAGUGUGUGUAUAUAAUGCAGAGUGUGUGUAUAUAAUGCAGUGUUUGUGUAGUGUGUUUAUAUAAUGCAGAGUGUGUGUUUGUGUAGUGUGUGUAUAUAAUGCAGAGUGUGUGUGUGUUUGUGUAGUGUGUAUAUAUAAUGCAGAGUGUGUGUAGUGUGUGUAUAUAAUGCGUAGUGUGUGUAUAUAAUGCAGAGUGUGUGUGUGUUUGUGUAGUGUCUGUAUAUAAUGCAGAGUGUGUGUGUGUGUGUGUUUGUGUUUAUAUAGUGAAUGCAGUGUAUGUGUGUUUGUAUAGUGUGUGUUUGUAUAGUGUGUGUGUUUGUAUAAUGUGUGUGUUUGUGAAGGCAUGUUUUUUUUAUUUUUAUAUUUAUAUGUUUUAUUUAAAUUUUUUGUCCCCCCUCCCUGCUUGUUACCUGGCCAGGGAGGGGACUAUGGCAUUCCCUAGUGGUCCAGUGGCAUGGACUUUGCAGUGGGGGGCAGCAGCAAGCUGUUACUUACCUCCCAGCAGCUCCCAGUGUAAAUCUCGCGGCUUGCGUGCCGUGCGGAGCAUUACCGUGGGACGGCCGCGAGACUCGCGAGAUUUACCCUUGGAGCUGAAGAGAGAUGCUGGGAGGUAAGUAACAGCUUGCUGCUGGGCCCCCCCAGGACUGCCGGGCUUGUAAUGGGCCCGGCGGUCCUGGUAUGUAUUAUCGGCAAUAUCGGUAUCUCUAUUGGCCAAUACCGGUAUUGCCGAAAAUAACGAAUAUCGGCCGAUAAUAUCGGUAAAACCGAUAAUCGGUCGAUCCCUACUUUCUACAAAUAUAUACAUGUAGUGGUUUUUGGAUUCUGUGACUACUAUUUAACGUGUAAUUUCAGUUUUCCAAAUUUUGCAACAUUUUAGCUUUAAAACCAUAAUUUACUCCUUGCAGCAUUCAUUUUAUAACUUCUAAACAUUAAUUUAAAUCCUAGGCAUAUUGGGCAUUUUAGCAAUCAGGACUAAUUGGUGAAUCUAUUUCGUUCAUUUUCUUUAUUUGAACUUGGUUUGUAGAAAUUAUUGCAUAUGAAACUGAGAAUUUUUUUUAGUUUUUUCUAUUUUUGUUUCCCAUUUUUCUUGGGUGGUGCGGACAGCCCCAGUGCUCAGUAGAUAGAUUGGGCGUUCAGUGCUUGCUCUGCCCUAGACCCAUUCCCAUAUUGUUAGACUCCACCCCCUAACAAAAUUAGAGGAGCGGGAUCAACCGGAGGGGGCAGUGCUUUUUGCUGAACAACCCACCUAUCGACACCUGGGCGAACAUUACUGUUAAUAUGCAAACAUUAUUAUGUCACUUGAACUUAGAAAUAAAAUCAGAUUUGCGUGUAGUUUGAGAGCAAGAUUUUAAACUACUUUGUUAAUCAUUAUCAACAAAGGAGUUCACAGCAUACCAAAACAGUUAUACAUGUGGGCUUUACAUGUUGGAAUGGUUAACCAGAUUACUCUUUUUCCUGAUGUCAUCUGCUUUUAUAAGCUGCUAUUAAAACUAAAAUAUGAGCAAUUGUACGCUAAUUAAAGAUGUUUUAUGAUAACCUUUCACAAAGACGACUUUAAAAGCGUGUAAUAAAAUAUUAAUUGUGUGUGUUUUAUCUAUGACCUGAAAUAACUGUACAUAAACAUAUUCCUAGGUUUAGCACAAAACAUAUUAUAGUCAUACUAAUACAACUUAUGUCUUAUAUUAUACAUGAAAAGUAACAGAUAUUUAACAACAAUGAAAUGUAGAACACUUCUCCCAAUUAGAAGCAGCAGCUCAUCAGCCUAAAUCUGUCUUUCCAGAGAUAUCGCAUAUACAAUAAAACAAGAAAGUGAAACAUGCAAUCUUUAAAAAAAAAAAAAAAAGGGGGUGGGUGGGUUAAUGCCAGAGAUGCAUUUUACAUUGACGAUGAUGCAUUCAAGCAUCAAAGGGGGUGUGUCAUCCCAUGUCAAAAUGUGUCAAGAUGUCACAGCCAGGCUAUAGAAGUGCUUGCGUAGAGCAUUAAGACUUUAUACAAACUGCUUCUGCAAACUGAAUCUUUACCAGAGAUCAAUGGCUACAAUUUGUUUCUUUGUAACAGCAAUGUUUACAUCAUUAUCAAUAAAAAAAAAUUAGACAUGUACAGUAGCUUGACUAUCCUCUAAUGUUAUUACUUACAAAUUGUGCCUUGCUAGUAGUAUCUUGUACGGAUUGUUGUUGAUGUGCUUGUCAUGGCUAUUGUGGCCUCACAAGCUUGUCUGUUAUCUUUGCACAACAAAAAUUAAAAAUGAUUAAAAAAAAUAAAACAAAAAAAACUUUCAUUCUCUUUCUUCAGACAUCUUCAAUGAUUAUCAUAAUAUAGCUGCAGUAUCAUUUUCAUGUUAAUAUGGUCAAUGCGUAAUAAUUGUAUCAGAGCAAAAUACAAAUAAGAGUAACACACAGAACCUGAAGGAGCUAACUAGUUUAAAGCUUAACCUAUAACAACGUGCAUUUCAAAAUUGGGGGGGGGGGGGGGGGGGGAACGAUAUUGGGAUCAUAUUGCAAUGACUGCAUUUCUAAAUACAUAACUAAAUACAUCAUAACAGGUAAUUUAACUUCAGUAGGAGUAUUGCAGGUUCAUGUGAUCCCUACCUUUUUACACGUGGUCUACACUAAAAGUUACUUUAUUCUUUUUUUUUUUUUUUAAACAUUCUUUAUUUUAAUUUUUGCUUAGAUUACAUAUAUUGCUUGAAGAUGGUGGGAAUACACAGUUAAAACAGUUCGAUACAGAAAAAAAAGGGGAAACGGGUAAUAAAGAACAAAGAUAUCGUUAGUAGAGUCAUAUAACAGGGUAGUUGCAUUAUGUGUACAUCUUACCAUAAGCAGUAAGCAGAUGAUAGAGUUAAAUUAUAUAAAUACGGGACUAGUAAUUACAACAGUUGGGAACAUGCUAUUGUAGGGUAUGGUGAACAUCGUCAAAAGUGUGGUUGCAUGACACGCACAGGACCUCCUGUCUCAGAUUAGGGCAUAUUCAGUUCCAUUCACCUUGUACUUGUGAUAUCUGCUUUAGGGUUUCACUUAAGGCUCUUAGCGAGCCUACAGUGUCCCAUACUUAGGUGCUUAUUCUUUACCCCAAAGGUAAAGGGUUAGAGUUGGUGACCCGUCGAGGUCAUGGCGGCUGGGUCGCACAUUGCAGGGAAUGGAGUGAGGUGUGGUUGAAGAGAAUUCAAUUCUUUAAUCUGUUUAAUCUGUCCAUGAGCAGUUUCGUGAAGAGUUUAAUGUUAUCGUUCAAUAGGGAAAUUUUUUGUUAAUGGCUCGGCUCUGUGUGGGGUUUAUUAGGUUUAGGGAGGAGGCAGAUGUUCACCCAAAGCAUGUCUGGAGGCAAAGGGUUCCCCUGAAGCAUGGAAUUUAAAAGAUUGCAAAGGCGGGGGGGGUAGUGGUGCGGGAAAGGUUUUGUAAUAUAACCAUGCAAAUCCGUCCGGUCCCAGGCUCUUGUUGGGUUUGGUAGUUAUGAUGGUUUCAGCUAUAUUUUCUAUAGAGGUGGGUUCGCUCAGCUUAGUGAUUGCCUCUGGCUUUAUGGCCAAUAUGGGGUUGGCAUGAAGAUAUUCCUCUAUGGAUUGUAGUGUCGUCGCUGGUUGUUGUCUAGAGGUGGGACUAUGGUCAUAUAGGGUGGCAAAGUAGUUCUGGAAAUUUCACAGAUUUUCAUGGGAAGAGUGUGAGUUUGUCUGUCUGGGGCCUGUAUUUUGUUAAUGCGUUUCUGGUCGUUCCCGCGCUUCAGUUUCCUUGCCAGUAGGGUAUCAGCCUUGUUUGACUUUUCGUAAUAUGUCUGCUUUGACCAUUGGAGAGCUCUCGCUGAGUACCUGGCCAUGAAGUCCUUUAUUUUGUUGCGGCAGUCAGUCAAUUGUGUCAGCACGUCUGGGGAUCGGUUUUGUUUAUGGCGGGUUUCAAGAACCCUAAGGUUUGUAAGAGAUUCAACGAGUUUCGCCAGCUGAGUUUUUUUGGAUGUGGACGCAAGACUGAUCAGUUUUCCCCUCAGUAUGGCCUUGUGAGCGGCCCACAGUAUUACCGGUAAAGAUACCGAGGGUGUAUUGAGAGUGAAAUAGUCCAUUAUGUCUUUGUGGAUGGAAUCUUUCAAGAUGGGGUUAUGGAGCAGGGUUGGGUUCAGUCUCCAUGACCAUGUGAUAUUAGGAAUUGAUACGGUCAAAGUGACUUCGGCAAAUGUCCAACCAUGAGAUGGUUUCAAUAGAGGCUGCCUUGACCAUAGGCAGGAGGGAGGGGGUAAUUAGAAAGUGGUCUUGAGGUAUGAAUUGUAUGGGUGCAAAUAAAAGGUAUAGUCCCGUGUAGACGGUUGUAGCAUCCGCCAUGCGUCCGCCAAAUGUAGGCACAAGGCAAAGGCCUGGAUCACUUUGUCAGAUUUGGUCAUGGGUACUGAGCGUUGUUGGUGGUGGUGUGGGCAAUGUCUGUCCACCAAUGGUGACAUUGUGGCAUUAUAGUCUCCUCCAAUAAUCUUAUAGUGGGCUGGGAAUAAGACCAAAUUCGUGUAUAGUCAGCCCCAGUUAGGUUAGCCCAUCUCAUAAGCUGAUGCCUCUUAGAGGGGAUGUUGAGGCAUUUACAGCUAAUGGACACGCAUGUCAUCUCAGAACCCAUGUUAGCUGGUUAUGACUUGAUGGGAAUGUUACUGGCUCCCGGUCCUUCCCAUCAGAGCUGUGGCCGCGCGCCCACCACGAAGGGUACUCGGGGGGGGGGAGUGGGGGGGAAUUAGUUAGGGAAUUGGAUAGAAGAGGGGAGGGUGGGGAGAGAGGAGAAGAGGUCAGAGUGAAACUGGAGGAUAGAGGGGGAUGGUAGGAUGCCCGUAAGGAUGGAGAGGGAUUGAAUAUGAGGGAGUUCUCCGAGUGGUACUUUAUUGUUUUUAAAGACAGAUAAAUGAAACACUAGGUGUGAAAAAGAGGAUUUAGGAAUGAUCAUAUGAAAUCUUUAUAGGGAUUAUUAUAUAUUAUUAUAUGACAGCAUAGAGAUAGAAAAAUAAAAUAAACUCUCAUAGUAGACUAGUCACAAUUGAUGUAAGCUCAUUGCCUACCAAUAAAAUAUCACAUUACAAUUUACUUGUUAUGGUACACACAAAUUGCUUUACUCUUUAUGCUUUACUCUACAAGGUAAAUUUUACAUUUUAGGCUGAAGUAGCUGAACCUGAAGCAUAACUGACCUAAAGAUUUUUUUCAAUUCAGCUCUUUUGGCCUUAAAUUUUAAAUUCACUUUGAAUUCUCACUUCCAUCUAAUUUAUGUUCAAAUAAGUAGCUUUCUGAUUUAAUGUGCUUAAUUAAUUAAUAAGUAAAAUAAUAAGUGUGUGCUCUUUGUUUGCAGAUCCAUUGUCUUGUGA
Pelobates cultripes (western spadefoot toad) is the source of this 34571-nucleotide messenger RNA. Lineage: Eukaryota; Metazoa; Chordata; Amphibia; Anura; Pelobatidae. The record is from the annotation of a GenBank genome assembly.